This is a messenger RNA of Phoenix dactylifera (date palm), 1048 nucleotides long. RefSeq lists its product as uncharacterized. The record is from RefSeq and is a predicted model, not a curated record. Lineage: Eukaryota; Viridiplantae; Streptophyta; Magnoliopsida; Arecales; Arecaceae. Gene Ontology annotation, cellular component: plasma membrane.
GUUACAGUGCAUUUCUGGCGCCAUCCAACAGGAAAUGGGUUCUUCUCAGGAGGCCAUGAGCAAGCUGAGGGUGGGGAGGACGACCGAGUAUCGAAUGGGCACCGACACGAGGCUGCUCACCAUCGACAAUGGCGCGACAAAGCUUUUCGUGCUUUGCACCGAACGGUUUGAAUCUGCCCUGGCCUUCCGUUCUGGGGACUUCUCCAUGCACAUGAUUAGGGUUAAGGGAAGCCCCAUGGCCAUGGUCAUCUGCAUGGUGGGGGACCAUCAAUGGAUGCUUGCAAAGGACUCGCUUGUGCUCCAUAUUGAGGCUCGGAUGUUCGUAUUCGUCUUGCCAGGUUUCCUCUAUGGGCUUGCAUUGCCGAACACUGCUUCUGACCACGAAUCCAGGAUUGUUGAAGAGAUUUUCAAGAGGUUCUGCGCAUACCGAGACCUCGCAGUAAAGGAAGGUUGCGAAUCGGGUGGCGACUCGAAAUCCGAGACAGAUCCGUGGGCCCGGGCCUACUCCAAGAUGGAAAAGUUCACGUCCGGAGAGACCGUCGCCGCCGCCGCUAACUCGGCCAAAACCCCACCGGAAGCCACCGCCGGCUCCAACACGAGGAGGAAGCUCCAGCGGGCGGUGAGGACGUCGGCCGUCGUGAAGCUCCUCUCCCGGGCACUCCUCGCAGGCGCGCUGGACCCCACCAAGCAUCUCCACCUGGCCGCCGCCGCCGCGGCCGGCGGCGCCGCCCUUCCGACGAUGUGGGCCCUGGCGGACCUCCUGGACGCCGUCGAGGCGGGCCCCCAGAGGAUCGAGGCCCUGCCGAUCGGCCAGCGGGGCCUGCAGGGGAGCAGCGGGUGCUGGACGCUGAACCGGGAGGGGGCCAGGCGGCUGCUGCAGGUCGUAUGGGCGUGUGGUAAGACCGGGGGGAGGAAGAGGACACGUGUCGAAGCUAUAAAGGAGGAGGACGAGGAGGACAGCAACGGGGGGAGCAACGGUAUAACGGGUAGUAACGGUCGGUGCCGUGGCGGGAAAGCAGAAGAGGGAGGCAAUAAGAUGGUCGCUUGA